AUGUCAAGUGUCGUGGGUCUGGAUAUCGGAAAUAUCAGCAGUAAAAUCGGUGUCGCGCGUGCGCGUGGCGUCGACAUUGUAACGAAUGAAGUUAGCAAUCGCAGCACUCCAUCUCUAGUCUCGUUUGGUCAGAAGGCUCGUGCGCUCGGUGAAGGCGCUGCCAACGCACAGACAUCCAACUUCAAGAACACGGUUGGCUCGCUUAAGCGACUGAUUGGUCGCACGUUCCAGGAUGAGUCCAUUCAGCAAUUUGAAAAGCCUUUUGUGAAUGCCGAGCUUGUGGAUGCCAAGGGCGAGGUGGGUGUGAAGGUGCGCUUCCAAGGUGAGGAGCAUAUUUUCUCUGCCACACAGUUGCUGGGCAUGUACCUCGGCAAGCUGCGUGACACCACACAGCGUGAGCUUGGCGGUUCAGGCGUCAGCGAUGUUGUGCUCUCCGUGCCAAUUUGGUUCACCGACGCGCAACGUCGUGCUAUGCUCAACGCCGCUGAGAUCGCCAACUUGAACCCUCUGCGUGUGAUGAACGAGCCUACAGCUGCGGCCUUGGGCUAUGGUAUCACAAAGACAGACUUGCCAGAGCCUGAAAACCCGCGCAAUGUCAUCUUUGUUGACAUUGGUCAUUCGAGCUACCAGGUCUCAGUUGUGGCAUUCUGCAAAGGACAGCUUACUGUGCUUGGUGCGUGGGCCGACCCGAACUUUGGUGGCCGCAACUUUGACCGUGCUUUGAUGGAGCACUUUGCUAAAGAAUUCAACGAUAAGUACAAGAUUGAUGUAUUAUCGAACCCUAAAUCGACGUUCCGCUUGGCGGCCGGAUGUGAGCGUCUCAAGAAGGUCCUGUCAGCCAACACGUUUGCUCAACUCAAUGUUGAAAGUCUAAUGAGUGACAUCGAUGCUGCCUCGCAGCUCAAACGUGAGGAGUUCGAAAACCUUAUUGCACCAUACCUCGAGCGUGUGCACGAACCCCUCGAUGCUGCUCUGUCUCAGUCCGGAUUGACGAAGGAUGAGAUUUUCAGCAUCGAGCUAGUGGGUGGUAGCUCACGUGUCCCUGCUUUGAAGGAACGUAUUUCACAAUGGUUCGGCAGGCCUCUGUCGUAUACACUGAAUCAGGAUGAAGCUAACGUGCGUGGUUGCACGUUGGCCUGCGCUACGCUCUCCCCAGUGUUCCGCGUGCGUGAAUUUUCCGUGCAUGACAUUUCGUCGUACCCGAUUAAGGUGUCGUGGGAGCCGGCACCAGAUGUGCCGGACGAAGAGAACGAACUUGUCGUGUUCAACACAAACAACCCUGUGCCGUCAACGAAGAUCCUUACGUUCUACCGCAAGGAGCCCUUCACGCUGGACGCUGCAUACUGCAACCCGGAGACGUUGCCCAAGGGCACGAACCCAUGGCUCGGUCGUGUCACGGUGAAGAAUGUUGCGCCGAAUGCACAGGGCGAGCACUCGAUCGUCAAAGUAAAGGCGCGUCUGAAUCUGCAUGGCGUUCUGAAUGUGGAAAGUGCUUACACUGUCGAUGAAAUUGAGAAGGAAGAGGAAGUGCCUGUGGUCGACCCAGCAGCCCCUGAAGGCACUGAGCCAAAGACUGAGAAGCGCAUGGUGAAGAAGCUGCAGCGCAAAGAUGACCUGCCGAUCGUCUCUGGUAUUGGUCUUCUUGACCAGAGCAUGAUCGCAGACUUGAAGGAGCAGGAGGGCAAGAUGUAUGCUGCAGACAAGCUCGUGGCUGACACGGAGGACCGCAAGAACGCUUUGGAGGAGUUUGUUUACGACACACGUUCUAAGCUAGACGAACGGUACUCUCAGUUCGUCCAGCCCCAGGAAAAGGAGCAGCUUUUCUCGAUGCUUGGCGAGUCUGAGGACUGGCUAUACACCGAAGAGGGCGAGGAUGCUUCAAAGUCUGCGUAUGUGUCGCGUCUUGAAACAUUGCAGAAGGCUGCUGCUCCUGUGCACUUCCGCUGGAAGGAACACGAUGAGCGUCCUCGUGCUGCGGCGCAAUUACGUGAAGUGGUAAACAAGUACAUGUCUGUGUUUGAGAAUGAACCCGAGAAGUACGACCACUUGUCUGAUGAUGACAAGAUGAAAGUCAUUGAGAAAGCUGCCACUGUCGGCAAGUGGCUUGAUGACUAUAUGUACAAGCAAAGCGAACUGCCUAAGAAUGUGGAGCCGAAGUUGACGUCGGAUGAAAUCUUGAGGAAGAAAGACGAUGUUAUUUAUGUCUGCACGCCGAUCCUCACGAAGCCCAAGCCUCGUGUGCCGGUGGACACACCGAAGCCUGAAGGCAAUCGCGAAGGGGCUCCGCAGUCUGAGCAGCAGCAGCAGCAGAGUAAUGAGAACCAGAAGCAGGGUGAGAUGGACGUCGACUAA
Malassezia globosa CBS 7966 is the source of this 2352-nucleotide messenger RNA. RefSeq lists its product as uncharacterized. The transcript has a single exon. Lineage: Eukaryota; Fungi; Basidiomycota; Malasseziomycetes; Malasseziales; Malasseziaceae. Gene Ontology annotation, molecular function: ATP binding; ATP-dependent protein folding chaperone. The record is from RefSeq and is a predicted model, not a curated record. Gene Ontology annotation, cellular component: nucleus; cytosol. Gene Ontology annotation, biological process: protein folding. The coding region runs from base 1 to 2352 and encodes 783 amino acids.